Messenger RNA from Colossoma macropomum (tambaqui), 1460 nucleotides. RefSeq lists its product as uncharacterized. The record is from RefSeq and is a predicted model, not a curated record. NCBI's taxonomy places the organism in Eukaryota, Metazoa, Chordata, Actinopteri, Characiformes, Serrasalmidae. The coding region runs from base 36 to 1460 and encodes 474 amino acids. The transcript is spliced from 10 exons.
UACUUUUUGGGGCUACAGUAGGUCUGCAAUGGAAAAUGCAGUUGUCUCUGUCUGAUAAUAUUGUUGGACUUUUUAGAGACAGCUAUGACUGUAACACAGGUUGGAACAAUAGCCUGAAGGAGAUCGGGCUUUUGCUACCUAUUUCUGGGACAGCCAGUGGUCGAGGACUUACUAAGAAAGAAACACUGAUCCACAUGCUGCAAUACUUUGAUUUUCUUCAGAGUCAUAUUCAGAAUUUACAGAGCAGCCUCCCAUCCUACUGCCUCCCAAACAACAGUGAUAGAGGUGCAUCAGAGAGUGAAGACACGCCUCUCUCAGAGCCCAGCACACCUCCACACUUACUGAAGGCGAAGCGCAAGUACAGCUGUACUCGCUCACGCAAGAAAACCACAUCUAAUCCAGAAUCUUUUGAUGACAGGAGUAGCAGUCUUCAUAAAGAAGAUGCUUAUAGACAUGUCACGGCCAACACAAACAGAGCGUAUCCCCCUACAGGGAGUUCUGAUAAAGGAGUGUACUUUAUUGACGAGAGCGACAGCAAAACACACCCAGAUUUUUCUGAUUCCUACUACAAUGCGCUGUUGCCAACAACAUCUUCUUCCAGAACAGGAAGCAGUGUGGAUCAGGAAUCCCCCUGUCAAGGACUUGGAAGCCAGUGUUCUGUCUGUGAGGACAGGACAGGAAGUGAGGAUGGGAGCUUGGGAAGCAACGACCUUGAUACUCCACCUUCUGGGUCCUUUCUUUUGAAAGACCGGAUGCUGGGAAUUCUCCCUUCUUUGGGGAAAAAGCAGUUGCCUGCUAGCCCCACACUCCCACAGACACCUGUACUGCCACUACUCCCACUGCUGGGAGCUGGGAAGGGCCUGAAUCUUAGCCCCUCUUUGCUCACAUCACCAGCUCGUGGCCUCAGUCACCCACUACUACCCAAUAGACAAGAGGAGCUGCAGACAUUAUUUGAAGAUGUAUGGGUCACUCCUAAACCUACUGUUCUCAAAGCACCCAAUUUACAACACAAAUCUCCAGAUGAGUCAGAAGAUGAUAGAGGUUCAGAUUAUAUGAACUGGACCCCAAAACAGCGCAUUCCUGAGAGAACAGCAACAAAAGCUCGUCGCAGGAGAUUCUUCAACAAGAGCCAGGAUGUUACAAACCCUAGCCCGAAGAAGAAAUGUGUGAAUGGCUUUAUCAUGUUUUGCCGAGUGAACCGGAGAUUGUAUCUUAGAACGCAUCCUGGCACUCCUUCGACUGUGGUUACCAAAGAGCUGGCCAAAUUGUGGCAUAUAAUGCCUAAGCAAGAGAGACGUUUGUACUGCCUGAAAGCAAGGCACUUCAGUCGCCAGCAAAACCGUAAUGUGCGUAGUGAAGGCUGGCAGGCAGACGAGGAAGCAGAGGACUGUAUCCUGAGCCCCCUGCAUAUGUUAUUGGCACACAGAGAUUUGUACUUUGCUUCCAGGGGAAUGCCUUGA